ACUGGUGUGUAGGCAGCUCGGUCUAUCACCUAGGAUGAACAAAAAAAUGGGCUGGACUUGCAAUGGGCCGCCUUUGUUCACGCAUUAGUUGGAGGCGGGGCGUUUCUGUCCCGCAUUGCGCCUAAACGCGCCUUAGCGGCGCCUUUCCCCGUGUUUUAGAACACUGGUUAGUACUACUUAUUCAGCAUUAGUUUGGAAAAAAUCUCACGAUGAGAAGCGGUUUUAUGACUCUCCAAGUCCAUUUGAUGCGUGGGAAAGAAGAUUGAACUUUGAAAGUGGCGAGGAUAUUCAUGGACUAAGAAGCGCUGAUUGAUCUGGGACUGAUCCAGAGAGCGAUGUUCCAAGCCUCACCGCCCACGUGGCAGUCUGCCAUUCUCAGCAACAUCAUCUUUUUGAUGGUGGGUAGCCCAGUUCUGGUCACUGGGCUGUCUUUUUCAGGCAUAGUGGCUGCUUUCAUGCUCGGAGUUCUCACCUGGCGCGCUUUUGGACCCUCUGGCUUUCUUCUCCUGGCAACAUAUUUCGUAAUUGGCACAGGAGUGACUAAAGUGAAAAUGGCAGAGAAGGAAGCUGAGGGUGUUGCAGAGAAGAGGAAAGGAAGAAGAGGACCAGGAAGUGUGAUUGGUUCCAGUGCGGCUGGUUGCAUUUGUGCUUUCCUGACAAUUAACAGGAUUGGUGGGGACGUAUUCUCCCGGUUAUGGGACCUUGGUUUUGUAGCUAGUUUCUGCACUAAGUUGAGUGAUACCGUCUCAAGUGAGAUAGGGAAGGCAUAUGGUAAAACCACAUACCUCAUUCCAACGUUGAGGGUAGUUCCAAGGGGAACAGAAGGGGGUAUAAGUGUUGAAGGGACUUUUGCUGGACUUUUAGCUUCAGUUAUUCUUGCUUCUGUUUCUUGUAUAAUGGGUCAGAUAGAUAAAGCUGAAGCAGUUAUCUGUGUGGUGGCCUCCCAGAUAGCCAACUUAAUUGAAAGUUUGGUAGGUGCCACAUUACAGGAGAAAGAAGGGUUUCGAUGGCUAAACAAUGAUGCCGUGAAUAUAAUCAACAUAAUAAUGGGCAGCAUUUUUGCAAUCCUAAUGCAACAAAUGAUGCUCCCAAGAAGCAAUGAUUAGACAGUGUACAGAAACACUUUGGUUCUUCUAAGAAGAAAUGUUUGAGGGUUCUCUCUCUCUCUCUCUCUCUCUCUCUCUCUCUCUCGUGAGAAAGAACUGAUUUUUUCGUGUAUUUGGUAAGUAAAAUUACACUAUCGGAUUACAUACAAGUCUUCUUAAUGGGGAAUUAUUUCUAGUUUAUAGUUUUAUACUUGUAACAUAUGCAAGCUUUGUUAAAUUAACUAAAACUCAACAGUGCAGCUCUCUUUCAUUUAUAUUUACAACAGUGUAUGAACAAAAAAUCUUUGUGCUAUAGUUUUGUAUUGGUGUGGACAACAUUGUGGAAGUGCUUAUGGAGCGAGUGUGCUUCUUUAGGAACAUUCAUGAUUUACUUCUUUUAAAAGAGAUUGGCUUCUUUCAAGUUUCUAAGGUGAUGGCAUAUGGGGCCCUCGUGGUUGAAGGUUUAACAGAUGAUGAAAAAUGAUGGGCAUACCUCCCUUUUGAUGGUUGUAGUAACAAGGCACAAGCUAAGCAUGACAUUCCCCAAAUGCUCUGACAUUAAUUCUAUUGUACUUUUAGUCACUCAAAUAGUACCGAUAUUGAAAUGUAAUUCACGUGUUUUCUAAUUUGUAAAUGUCAUCGCUCAGUUGUAAAUUGCUGUACAUGUGGAUUGCUGAAAUGGCGAAGACUACAUUUACAUCAAUUCAGACAAUUGAAGGGUUACAUUACAGACUUGAAAACAUGUGGAAUGCAUUUCAAUAUCAGUACUAUUUGAGAGACUAAAGAUGUGAUUUUCUCAUUCUCUAUAUUUAUGCAUGUGUUGGAUAUACGAACAGGGGUGGAUUCGAGCCGGGUCGGGUCCGGGCCGGGCCUAGGCCCGGGCGGGCCGCUGGUUCUGAAUAGUUGGGCUGGGGACCGGCCCGGAUAGCUACCGGGUCUGGGCCAGGCCUCGGGCCUCUUUACACACACACACACACACACACACACACACACACACACACACACACACACACACACACACACACAUAUAUAUAUAUAUAUAUAUUUGCUUUUUCUAAUUAACCCCCGACUCCCCCCCCCGUCACCCCCCCCCCCCCCCCCCAACACCCAGCCCAACCCGUUAAAAUUGAUUUUGGCCUGAACCGGGCCCAGGCCCGGCUGGGCCUCAUUUUGGCAGCACCAUGCCCGGAACCGUCUCCCCCUCGGGCCGGGUCAAAGCCCGGUACCCGGACCGGUGAACUGGGCCGGUCCCGGGCCCGCACAGUAGCGGGCCGGGUGGCCCGACCCGAGUCCACCACUAUAUAAUGAAUAUACGAUAGAUAAGCAAAAAAUUCCAAAAAGAAAGCGAAAAAAAUCCCAAGAAUAUUUACUACAAAACCCCAAGUGGCUUUUGAACAUUAAAUUGUAAAAUUGAUAAAGAUAUUCAAUGCCGAUUUUUUAAUGACAAAAACGGAUCCCAAACCUCAAACAUCAAAUUUGUUCAUCAGUUCGACUACGUACCAGUUUACACUUUACACUUGGUUGAAACAGCCCUGGUCCCCAUCCAUUUGCGUAUCUACUAAAAAAAAUCUUUACAGGACAACAAUGAAUACUCUUGGGCUAUUAAAUUUUUGACGCUUACAAAAAUAUCGUCCAAGCUAUCAAGAGUCUUCAUUCUGGUCAUUUGUGGGUUAGACAUUGACGCUUAAAAAACACUCCGUAUCAUUCAAACUAUGAGGACAUAUGUAAAAAAUGUUUGGAGAUCUUCUGGCAUUGCCUUUUUACACAAAAUACUAUGUUGAAAUCAUAAACCCCGCGUUUAAACUUUAAAUCAUCCCAACUCCCAAGUGAAUCCAUUCGAUAAGCCGUGUCUAAGAAAAUUCUCUAAAGUCCACAUUUUAAGGAUUUGUUUAAGCCAUUGUAUGUAUCAUCAAGACAUUACUACUACACGAUCUUAAACCAUUUGAUACAACAGAUUGAAACACUCUAACAACUGUCAUGACAAGUUCGGCACAUUACAUUUCCAGCAAUCACUUUUGCCGUGGCCCGUGGGAGAGGAGAUUAUCGAAACAUGAAGUCAUGAAUAUAAAAAUUGAAAGGUUCAUGGAUUGCGACCUAGGUUUGACAGCUGCUAGGCAAGACGAAAUAUCAGUUGGAGCUUCAACAUGGGUGUUAUGAUGAAAUAUUCAUCGAGGAUUUCAAGGGCAAACCACCCAACAUCACUUCCCUUCUUGAUGAAAUAUUCAAUAACCUUGUGAGGCUUUGUGAUGUUAACUUAAAAUGGGACGGUAAACCACUCCUUAUUUCAUUGGUAGGUGCUAAGUUGAAAAAUGCGUCUUUUUUAAAGUUUAGUAUGUUUUUGAAUGAUAACUUUAUAUGUACAUGAGUUGAUCUGCCAA
Molecule: messenger RNA, 3463 nt
Organism: Cuscuta epithymum
Lineage: Eukaryota; Viridiplantae; Streptophyta; Magnoliopsida; Solanales; Convolvulaceae
Source: the annotation of a GenBank genome assembly